GGUGGUCGGCGCGCGCACCGCCUGCCCCGGAAGCGGUCGCCUCGCGGCGCGGCUGGGCGCUAAGAUGGCGGCGGCGUGAGUUGCAUGUUGUGUGAGGAUCCCGGGGCCGCCGCGUCGCUCCGGCCCCGCCAUGGCCGUCACCAUCACGCUCAAAACGCUGCAGCAGCAGACCUUCAAAAUCCGCAUGGAGCCUGACGAGACGGUGAAGGUGCUGAAGGAAAAGAUAGAAGCUGAGAAGGGUCGUGAUGCCUUCCCCGUGGCUGGACAGAAACUUAUUUAUGCUGGCAAGAUCCUGAGUGAUGACGUGCCCAUCAGGGACUAUCGCAUUGAUGAGAAGAACUUUGUGGUCGUUAUGGUGACCAAGGCCAAAACCAGCCCAGGCACCUCAGUACCCCCAGAAGCCUCACCCACUGCUGCCCCGGAGUCCUCCACAUCCUUUCCUCCGGCCCCUGCCUCAGGCAUGUCGCAUCCCCCACCUACUGCCAGAGAGGACAAGAGCCCAUCGGAGGAAUCAGUCCCCACGACAUCCCCGGAGUCCGUGUCAGGCUCUGUUCCCUCUUCAGGUAGCAGCGGGCGAGAGGAAGACGCGGCAUCCACGCUAGUGACUGGUUCUGAGUAUGAGACGAUGCUGACAGAGAUUAUGUCCAUGGGAUAUGAGCGGGAGCGGGUCGUGGCCGCCCUGAGAGCCAGCUACAACAACCCCCACCGAGCCGUGGAGUAUCUACUCACGGGAAUUCCUGGGAGCCCCGAGCCAGAACAUAGUUCUGUCCAGGAGAGCCAGGUGUCGGAGCAGCCAGCCACAGAAGGAGCAGGAGAGAACCCCCUGGAGUUCCUGCGGGACCAGCCCCAGUUCCAGAACAUGCGGCAGGUGAUUCAGCAGAACCCGGCACUGUUGCCUGCCCUGCUCCAGCAGCUGGGCCAAGAGAAUCCUCAGCUUUUGCAGCAAAUUAGUCGGCACCAGGAGCAGUUCAUCCAGAUGCUCAAUGAGCCCCCCGGGGAGCUGGCAGACAUCUCUGAUGUGGAGGGUGAGGUGGGCGCCAUAGGUGAGGAGGCUCCGCAGAUGAACUACAUCCAGGUGACACCACAGGAGAAAGAAGCUAUAGAGAGGUUGAAAGCCUUGGGCUUCCCAGAGAGCUUGGUGAUCCAGGCCUACUUCGCUUGUGAAAAAAACGAGAACUUGGCUGCCAACUUCCUUCUGAGUCAGAACUUUGAUGACGAGUGAUGCAGGGAGGCCAGGCGACCCCCCAACCUCCCCACCCCCCAACUCCACAAAAGUUUUAUAAAAGAAAAAAAUAUAUAUAUAUUCAUGUUUAUUUAAGAAGUGGAAAAAAAUAAAAAACCUUAAAAAAAAAACCACCCCGAUUUCCCACCCUCCUCAAGUGGCCCCCAUUCCCAUCUUGGCCUGAGAAGACCUAGGCCAGACAGCUGUCCCCCAUCCCCCGCCCCAGCCCUGCCUGCUCUAAGAAACUGGCAGGACUGGAGGCGACAGAUGGGCCCCUCUUGGCCUCUGUCCCAGCUCCCUGCAGCCAGAUGGAGAGGCGGCUGCUUGCUUCCCCCUCCCCCGAAGAGCCCCUGAGACCUCCCCCCGCCUUCUUCCAGGGUGAGGGGAAGCUGGAGCCCCAAACCUUGAUCCUCCAUUGGAGUGCCCCAACCUUUCCAUCUGGGGUAAGCACUCAGAGGCUCAAGGACCGCCCCCCUCCCCAGUCUGGCCUGCAUCCCUUCGCUGGAGAGGAGGCCUGGUUUCUCCUGCCUGGGGAGGGGGUAACACCAGAGCUGCUCUGGAGGUCAAGGCCACCCCCCCACCCCACCCCCCGCCCCAAGGACAGAACCGUGUCUCUGAUAAAGGUUUUGAAGUGAAUAAAGUUUUAAAAGCCA
Molecule: messenger RNA, 1875 nt
Organism: Leptonychotes weddellii (Weddell seal)
Lineage: Eukaryota; Metazoa; Chordata; Mammalia; Carnivora; Phocidae
Gene: RAD23A
Product: RAD23 nucleotide excision repair protein A
Biological process (GO): proteasome-mediated ubiquitin-dependent protein catabolic process; nucleotide-excision repair
Cellular component (GO): cytosol; nucleoplasm
Molecular function (GO): polyubiquitin modification-dependent protein binding; damaged DNA binding; ubiquitin binding
Source: RefSeq, a predicted model, not a curated record